Molecule: messenger RNA, 996 nt
Organism: Pelagomonas calceolata
Lineage: Eukaryota; Pelagophyceae; Pelagomonadales; Pelagomonadaceae
Source: the annotation of a GenBank genome assembly
AUGCAGAGCUCCAUCUGCCUAGAGGACGUCGACGAGGGCGGCCCGGCCUCUACGGAGCGGGACGGCCAACCGCCCGCGAACGAGCCCCCACCCGUAACGGCCAACUUCGAGCCGCCGCCGGCACCCCCCAAAUCAGGCCCCUUGAAGCCCGAGGCGUUUUUGGCGCGGCAACGCCAGCUCGGGAGCCUCGGCGGGAAGUGCGCCGGUUCUGUCGGCGAGAACAAGUUUUUGGUGCAACUCGCCGUCGAUGGACGCGCUAGGUGUCGGGCCCGACUUUGGCCUGUGGACAUAGAUUUCAUGCCUCGUGCCUGGCACGCCUCGCGGGCGCUAACGGCACGACGCCGACGAGACGCGGCGCGCUCACGACGUGCCCGAACUGCCGCACGGUCUCACGAGUGGCGGUGACGCCCGUCGCGGCCCUCGGCGUCGGCGACCGCGUGGACGCCUUGUGGGGACAACGAUGGUAUCCGGGCGUCGUGGACGCGGUCGCUGACGGCGGCCGCGCCUACGAAAUCGUGUUUGACGACGGCGACGAGGGUGAGGUGCCGGCUGCCCAUGUCCGGGCCGAACAGCUCACGGUCGACAUCGACGCGCCGUGGACGCGCGCCGGCGCCGAAGGUGAUUGUCGACCCCGAGGCGCCAAGACUCUAUGCGGCGGAGGCCGCGGCCCACGGCAAAAAUUGUACUGGGGAUGACGACGGUCGACGACGUGGCGCAGGUCGCGAGGCGCUCGAGGCACGGCUUCCGCCAGCGCCGAAGGAAAAAGUGAUCAAGUGGAAGCUGUCGGGAUGCACGGUCGCGGUCACGCCGGUGAUGGUGCCCGAAGCAAGCCGUGUGCCGCCGAAGAAGCCUCGCUUUGUUCAGAGGUGCGUUGAGGGAGCCAGGUCGAAAGCGAACGGCAAGUGGUCCAGCCAACAUUUCCCCGGCCGCGAGUUUGACGACCUCGACGCGUACCGCGCGGCGAAGAAGCAGCGUGUGGCACAGAAGUACCGCUGA